Molecule: messenger RNA, 2639 nt
Organism: Vigna unguiculata (cowpea)
Lineage: Eukaryota; Viridiplantae; Streptophyta; Magnoliopsida; Fabales; Fabaceae
Product: beta-amyrin synthase-like
Biological process (GO): triterpenoid biosynthetic process
Cellular component (GO): lipid droplet
Molecular function (GO): beta-amyrin synthase activity
Source: RefSeq, a predicted model, not a curated record
UUCUGAAUCAAUUUGUUAGCUCUUGAAGACAUUUAAGAGUGAAGAACUCAGGAUUUAUCCUUCACCUCUUCAUCAUCAAUCAUCAGGAGCAACUAAGGUUAUUAAGAAAAUGUGGAGAUUAAAGAUAGCAGAGAAGACUCCAUACACAUUCAGCACAAACAACUUUGCAGGAAGACAAAUAUGGGAGUUUGAUUCUGAAGCAGGAACAGAUGAAGAACGAGCCCAGGUUGAAGAAGCUCGUCUACAUUUCCAUCAAAAUCGCUUUCAGCGUAAGGCAUGUGGUGAUCGACUUUGGCGUUUUCAGAUUUUGAAGGAAAACGAAUUCAAACAAAGAAUAAGAAAAGUGAAGAUAGAAGAAGAUGAGGAAAUUACAUGGGAGAAGGCUACUCAUACCAUAAAGAGAGCCUCUCAUUACCUCUCGGCACUGCAAACUAGUGAUGGCCAUUGGCCUGCUCACCUUGCGGGUUGUCACUUUUUCACUCCCAUCAUGAUCAUCUCCAUCUAUAGUACAGGACAUCUUGAUUCUGUAAUUUCAGAAAAACAUCGUAAGGAAAUUCUCCGUUACUUGUAUAAUCAUCAGAAUGAAGAUGGAGGGUGGGGAUUACACAUAGAGGGUCCAAGCACCAUGUAUUGUACGGCACUCAAUUACGUAACUUUGAGAAUUCUUGGAGAAGGACCCAAUGGAGGUCAUAACAAUGCUUGUGCCAAUGCCAGAAAGUGGAUUCAUGAUCAUGGUACCAUUACACUUAUGCCUUCAUGGGGAAAAUUCUGGCUCUCGGUUCUUGGUAUUGUUGAUUGGAGUGGAUGCAAUCCAUUGCCCCCUGAAUUUUGGAUACUCCCUACUUUUCUCCCCAUGCAUCCUGCUAAAAUGUGGUAUUAUUGUCGGCAUGUAUACAUGCCCAUGUCAUAUAUAUAUGGGAAAAGAUUCGUGUGUCCAGUCACACCAUUAAUCACAAGUUUGAGAGAAGAACUCUUUACUGAACCUUAUGAUGAAAAGACUUGGAAAAAAGCUCGCCACAAAUGUGCAAAGGAAGAUCUGUAUUAUCCGCAUCACUGGAUACAAGAUCUGAUAUGGGACACUGCUUAUGUAUUGACUGAGCCACUUCUCACACGCUGGCCUUUCAAUAAGAUAAGAGAAAAGGCACUUGAAGUUGCAAUAAAAGGUAUUCACUACGAAGAUGAAAAUACUCGAUACAUACAUGGUGGGUGUAUCAACAAGUCUGGAUCUUUGCUUGCUUGUUGGGUAGAAGAUCCAAAUGGAGAUUCCUUUAAGAAGCAUCUUGCAAGGGUUCCAGAUUAUUUAUGGCUUUCAGAAGAUGGAAUGUGUGUACAGGCAAUUAAUACGCAAUCAUGGGAUGCUGGUUUCGCGGUUCAAGCUUUUCUCGCGUCUGGUUUAAUUGACGAUCUUGGUCCAACACUUGAAAAAGCACAUGAUUUUAUCAAGAAAUCUCAAAUAGUAGAAAAUCGUCCAGGAGAUUUCAAGAGUAGGUUUCAUCACAUUUCUAAAGGGGCAUGGGCCUUUGCAGACAGAGACCAUGGAUUACAACUUUCUGACGGCACUGCAGAAUGUCUCAAGUGUUGUUUACUUUUAUCAAUGUUGCCAGAAGAGAUUGUAGGAGAAAAAUUGGAAACUGAAAGGAUAUAUGACUCGGUCGAUUUCCUGUUGUCCCUUCAGAGCAAAAAUGGAGGUAUAUCAGCGUGGGAGCCAGCAAGAGCUCAAAAGUGGUUGGAAAAUCUGAAUCCGGCGGAAUUUCUUGCUGACAUAGUGAUUGAGUACGAGUACAUUGAGUGUACUGGAUCAACAAUUCAGGCUUUAGUAUUGUUCAAAAAACUAUAUCCAAAUUAUAGAAGGGAAGAGAUAGAGAAUUUGAUCGUGAAAGCAUGCAAGUACCUUGAAGAUCAACAAUCAUCAAAAGGAACUUGGGUUGGGAUCUGGGCGGUUUGCUUCACUUACAGUGCCUGGUUCGCACUCGGAGGUUUAGCCGCUGCCGGAAACACUUACUCUAACUGCGCCGCCAUUCGUAAAGCUGUGAAAUUUCUACUCUCAACACAGAAUGAUGAUGGUGGGUGGGGAGAAAGUUAUCUUUCGUGUCCGCUGAAGACGUACGUGGCUCUUGAAGGGAAUCGAUCACAUGUUGCCCAAACAGCGUGGGCUCUGAUGGCUUUAAUUGAAGCCGGGCAGGGUGAGAGAGAUCCAACACCUCUUCACCGUGCUGCAAAGUUACUCAUUAAUUCUCAGUUAGAAGAUGGUGAUUGGCCCCAACAAGAGGCCGUGGGGGCGUACAAGAGUAGUUGCGUGCUUCAUUACCCAUUUUAUAGAAAUUAUUUUCCGAUAUGGGCCUUGAGUGAAUACCGUAACAAAGUUUUAGUGCCUUCGACUACUACCAAACUUGAGAAGUCGUGAGAUCAAAAAGACGAAGUCGAUGGUGGAAAUCUAGCUAAUGUUGUGCGGUUGGAGCUACAGGGUGCAUGUGGUUGCCUUACGCAACAUUCUUCUAUAUAAUAAUAUAUGAUUUGGUCUAUUUAAAUAAACCAUUUUAUAUCACUUGCAUUAUGUAAUUGACAUAAACAUGGUUGGAUGAGAAGUGAUUGUGUUAUAAUAAUUGAACAUAAGUCAAAAAUGUUUAAACUAUCUGAAA